Molecule: messenger RNA, 2214 nt
Organism: Alligator sinensis (Chinese alligator)
Lineage: Eukaryota; Metazoa; Chordata; Crocodylia; Alligatoridae
Gene: SLC13A4
Product: solute carrier family 13 member 4
Exons: 16
Coding region: 1-1902 (633 amino acids)
Biological process (GO): monoatomic anion transmembrane transport
Cellular component (GO): membrane
Molecular function (GO): transmembrane transporter activity
Source: RefSeq, a predicted model, not a curated record
AUGGCAGUCAUGAAGGAGCUUCUCAGGGCCAGAAACCUGCUGUUGGUUGUCCUUAUUCCACUUCUGCUGCUUCCUUUGCCACUCCUAUAUCCCAGCAGUGAAGCCUCGUGUGCUUAUGUGCUCAUAGUGACAGCUGUGUACUGGGUCUCAGAAGCAGUACCCCUCGGCGCCGCUGCACUAGUGCCUGCUUUCCUCUAUCCACUGUUUGGAGUGAUGAAGUCCAGCGAGGUAGCUGCAGAAUAUUUCAAGAACACAACUUUGCUCCUCCUGGGAGUGAUUUGUGUGGCAGCUUCUGUAGAAAAGUGGAAUCUACACAAGCGGAUUGCCCUGCGCAUGGUCAUGAUGGCUGGAGCAAAGCCAGGCAUGUUACUACUUUGCUUUAUGUGCUGCACCACCAUCUUAUCCAUGUGGCUUUCCAAUACAUCUACCACAGCCAUGGUGAUGCCAAUUGUAGAGGCAGUGCUACAAGAGCUGGUGAAUGCUGAGGAGGAGUGUGAGGUCAUCAGCACUUCAGGCAACACCAUUUCUGAAGAGAAGGAGCCAAACGGUCUCAGCGAAAAUCACGGUCAAACUUCACUGGAGCUCAUUUUCAUCAAUGAGGAUGCUACGACCACAGACUUCAGCUCCCUGAUGCAUACCAAGAAUACGAAUGGUGUACACAUGAUAGCCAACCCAAUUGGAACUGUGAAUUCCAAAACCAAUGGGCAGCAUUUACCUCAGACUCAGAUACUUGUUCUGCCUUCGAACUCCAGAGACCUGGAUUUGAGUACCAAAUACCGAUACCAAUCUAGACAUGAUCAUAUGGUCUGUAAGUGCCUCUCACUGAGCAUCUCAUACGCUGCAACCAUUGGGGGACUGACCACCAUUAUAGGCACAUCCACUAGCCUCAUAUUCUUAGAGCACUUUAACAGCCAUUAUCCAAAUGCUGAAGUGGUGAAUUUUGGAACCUGGUUUUUGUUCAGCUUUCCCAUCUCGCUCAUAAUGUUGGUUCUGACUUGGUUUUGGAUGCACUGGCUGUUCCUGGGUUGCAAUUUUAAAGAGACUUGUUCUGUGAGCAAGAAGAAGAAGACCAAACGGGAAGAAUUGUCAGAGAAAAGAAUUCGAGAAGAAUAUGAGAAAUUGGGAAACAUUAGCUAUCCUGAAAUGGUGACUGGUUUUUUUUUCAUCCUGAUGACCUUGCUUUGGUUUACACGGGAGCCUGGUUUUGUACCAGGCUGGUCAUCCUUCUUUGAGAAGAAAGGCUACCGGACUGAUGCUACUGUCUCUGUAUUCCUUGGCUUUCUUCUUUUCCUGAUCCCAGCAAAGAAACCACGUUUUGGAAAGAAGGAGGAAGGAGAUGGAGAGAAUUCUGCAAACAUUAACUCAAUGGAGCCAAUAAUUACCUGGAAGGACUUCCAGAAGACUAUGCCCUGGGAGAUUGUAGUUCUUGUUGGAGGAGGAUAUGCUUUAGCAGCUGGAUGCAAGACCUCUGGCCUUUCUACAUGGAUUGGGCGCCAGAUGUUGUCUUUGAGCAGCCUCCCCUACUGGGCUGUUACUCUGCUGGCCUGCAUUUUGGUGUCCAUGGUAACAGAGUUCGUUAGUAACCCAGCCACCAUAACUAUCUUCUUGCCUAUUUUAUGCAGUAUGUCAGAAACCCUGCAUAUCAACCCUUUAUACACUCUGAUUCCUGUAACCAUGUGUAUCUCUUUUGCUGUGAUGCUGCCAGUUGGCAACCCUCCAAAUGCCAUUGUCUUCAGUUAUGGGCACUGCCAGAUCAAAGACAUGGUGAAAGCUGGGCUGGGUGUAAAUCUGAUUGGUCUAGUGGUUGUCCUGAUAGCCAUCAACACUUGGGGAAUUAGCCUUUUCCAGCUGAAUACGUUUCCAGACUGGGCAAGGGUCAGCAAUGUAACUGGUCAGUUGUAAUAAGCAGUGACAAAACUUGCAAAACCAAAGCAGGCAGGGGCAAAUAUUUCAUCUAAAUUGCACAUGUAAAAGAAAGGAAGAAACUUGAGUGUAUAUAGAUCCAGGAUCCAGAGCAAAACAUAAAGCAAGUCCACAGGUUGUUCUCCUAAAAAAAGAUACCUUGCCCUUUAUUUCCUAAAGUGAAAAUUUGCAUUGCUUUUUCACUUUUUAAAAUCACCGUGAAACAAGACAGAUUUGCUUUGAUUUAUUGCUUCUUUCCCUGUGCUACCAUAAUUCUACAAGAAAAUCCAACUUAGAGCUUCCCUUACACUA